Messenger RNA from Haliotis rufescens (red abalone), 3692 nucleotides. RefSeq lists its product as uncharacterized. Bases 106 to 2889 code for a protein of 927 amino acids. The transcript is spliced from 3 exons. NCBI's taxonomy places the organism in Eukaryota, Metazoa, Mollusca, Gastropoda, Lepetellida, Haliotidae. The record is from RefSeq and is a predicted model, not a curated record.
ACCUUGACCGCGUGUCAUUUCGUAAAGACGAAAAGCACAUGUUGGUGUUCGGUACGUUUUAGAUGGCAGCUGGCAGCCGCGUUUGAGGUUGCUGGAGACUUCCUGAUGUCCUACGUCAAAGACAAGCGUGGGGUUCCUCGGGGUAGCUGCAGCUGUGGACAAUGUGCCCAUUAUGUACCACAAACUGAGGGGCACGCAUGCGGCUAUUGUGGCUGUCUGCCAGUUCAGCAUGAAGACCUCAGGAAAAUCGCAAACCUUCAAAAGUCAUUUCCAAUUCUUGAAACAGACACCGAAAUUGCUUCAGAAGAUGAACUUCCUGUCAUACUUGGCCCAAGUCGACCCAGAAAAACAAAAGAUUUUCCAGACAGAUUGGAUGCACCAGUCUGGAACUCUGAACAGGAUACAACCACAGCCAGUGGUACAAAGAUGCACAGCGAUUUGGGAUCAGACAAUACAGACAAAAUCCCAAAUGAUGUGGGCCUGGCUAAAUCAACACAGGAUAGUCAAGUUCAUGGAUCUCAGAAUAUGAAGCUUCCAAAAUAUAAAAGUAUAGACAGGGUUACGGAGGUACCACCAUGCGAGCUCCUCCAAUCAAAUCACAUGCCAUACUAUGAGCUUCCCGACAAACAGCCAAUGAAAGGUGUGUAUAAGAUUGCCUAUAAACACAAGACAAUCUACAUAGGAAAAUCGCUCAACAUCCGUCGGCACCUGAAAAGGCUCAUGCCAGGAAGAUUAAGUCAGGAAAUUGGUAAGUUCCUUAAAAAUCUUCCGAAGAAGAAAAAGAAGUAUUUGACAGUUUUCUGGAUCGACUCAGACCUAUACAAGCACAACUGUAAAGGUAGGUCAUACUUCAAAUGUAUCACCAGAAUACAGGGAGAAAAACCUAAAUAUUCCUAUCCUAAAAAGUAUAGUGAUGCUGGAGGUGGAGGAGCAGCUACUGGUGUCAUGAGCACACCUGGAGACACAAGCAUGAUCACGACUACAGUCCAAGAUAGUCAGGUGGAGGCCGGAGAUGAUGUUGCUAAUAAGAGGAGUGCAUCUCCACCUCGAACACAAGACACUCACAUUGGUGUUGAUCCUACACGAGGAAAGAAGAAGUGGAAGAGGAGUGGAUCCGCACCACAAGGGCACAGCAGUCUCACCAGAACUGGACAGGGAAGAGGGAAGAAGUGUUUGGGGAGUGGGAACCAUUUGAAAGAAAAAGCUGAUGAUGUAAUGCUUGGAGACAAAAUGACAAAAACAAACAAACCAAUGAAAAAGGUUGCAUAUUUUGAAUCAGACAGACAAGAUCCCGAGUCAGAAGUUGGGAAAUUAACAUCACUCAAAGGCAAACGUCAAAGAAAACGCAAGAAGUCUAAAACAAGCGCUACUAGCCUACUCUCUGAAGCUCUUCAGCCUAAAUCAACAAGAAGUUCAACAAAAGAAAUUUCUCCGAGCUCUGGCAGAAAAGUACUAUCCACAAAGACAAAGUUGUGUUCUGUAUUACUUGACAAGAAAAGAUUUGUUAUACAGGAAGCAAAGGUAAAGGUACCACCUUGUGAUCAGUUGGAGAAGAAAACACCAGAUACAGAGGUAUGUUCUGGUGUAGAAAGAGUCAAGUCAUUAGCUUCCCACAAUAUGAAAACCCAACAUGUGCCUUGCAUUGAGGAGACUACGGUAACCAAAUCUUCAAAGGUAACCGUAGUAAAGGUCGAGAGAGAGGAUGUCACCAAAACUACCAGGUACGCAGACACUGCUCUCUCCUCAACAUCUCAGGGGUCUGCAGGAGGACCUUCUGGAUUUUCUGGACAAGAUCAUCAGUUUACUGAUAUGAGGCUAAACACGUCAACACCCAUUCCUAUCAGUUCAACUGAAGACAAGAAUGACUCAGGAUCUAUAUAUAAAGUAGAAAAGUCAGACCAAGAAUAUUCCUUACAAUGUGUCCCUUUCACUCUAGAGGAUAAACAAGAAUGGAUUCCUGAUAUUUUGGCUGAUUCAGAAGACUCAAUGAAACUAAUCAUAGAUGAACAGCAAUGUGCUUAUUCUCCGGGCAGAUCAAAAUGGACUCAUGAAAACUGGCCAGAGAGUCCCAUAGCUCCCUACAAGAAGGAACAUGUUAACAGUAAUGAGUCUUUUCGAUAUGAUUCGAGAUCUAGUAAAGAAGAAGAUGGUGCUUCUGUUCCAGCUAGUCCCGGAAACCGAGAAGGCAGACCAGAGACAUCAACUACUAUAUCAACACAGGGGGUGUCAGUGAGUCCUGUUAAGUGGCAGCCUGCAACCAACGCAUCAGCAUCAGAUUCAUUCAGAACUCAAACUUCGAAACUGUCACAAUGUCUAAACUCUUUUGAAGAGGACAAAGUGUUGACUUCAAAGCCAGAAUCAUCAGCUUCUCUUGAUUCUAUCAACCGUUGCUCUGUAUCCCAGGGUAGACUAGUGGGCACUGCUGAUUGUAAAACCCCUAUUGGCCCCACUGAAGAGAAAGCACCAACUGACUCACUUGCUUGCAGAGCUCCCGGUGAUGUCCAUCCUGACACAAGUUUGUCAAGCGCCAUUGAUGCCACAAAACCCAUCAAACCCUUUUUGGACACAAACGCUUUGGAUUCUACUACAAAGUUUCCUCCAGGAAAGAACUCCCGUUGUGAUACCAGGAUUGUUGUUUGUGAACAAGGGUCGUGGCACGCUGGUGCUUCAUCAUCUCAGUAUAAGAACACACCCUACAGGCGGGAGUCACGGCCUGUGUUUGAUAACAUCGAACACUGGAGAUCUCAUCAACGUCAUUUCAUGUCCAACGGCUGUAGUAGACGCUACACGAACCGAGAGCGAACUUUCGACAGGGUCGAAUACCGACAUGGAAAUAUGGACAUGAAGGACACAGCCCUAGUGAAGACAGAAGGCCCAGACCCAUGGUAGGCAAGUUCUGGUCUACUUCAGAGGGCACGGGUGGCACAACAGCUUAGGACUUUGCAGUGUUGAUUCGCUCAAAUGCUCAUUGGAUGGAAUCCACGAAUCGUCACGCCUCGAGCUUCACUCCCACAAGAGUGAGUUGAGUUGAGUUUUCCGCCACUUGUAGCAAUAUCAUGGCGCCAUAACACCAGCAAUUCGAAGCAUAUUUGAAUCAAUAGUCUCGUCCAAACAAAUUCAUCGCUUUAUCGAUUCAAACUGCAAUGUUGUGUAGGUUGUUUGUUGUUUCAUUGUUGAGUUGUUAAAUAUGUGUAAAGGUCACACAUUGAUCGUCGAGAAGUUACACCUUGGUUAAAGCAGAAUGCAAAAGAAAAUUCUACUCAAACACAAUUCAUUUCAAGGAGUAUUGAGAUCCAGACUUGACUUAAUUUCAAGAUUUGUUCCUUCAGAUUAUACCCAAGUUUGUAACGUUGUUCAAUAACAUUUUGUUGAGGUAAGGAGAAGAAAAAGUGUGAUUUGUGUGUUUCUUUGUAAUAUUGAAAUAUUGCUUGUGUCUUUUAUUCUACGAUAACACCAAAUCCAAGAGGAAUGCUAUUUACUUAUUUUCAUAAUUUACGAUUAACGUUUGUACCUAACUUGUUUCUUUGUAAUGUUGUAAGUAGUUUGGUGUGUUCUAUUCAACGAUUACACCAAAUCCGACAGGAAUACUACAUACUUAUUUUCAUAAUUUGUCAUGAUUAACGUAUGUACCUAUUUUCACAACAAGUGCUGUAUAUAUUUUUAACACCUUUGAAUUAAAUUUAAUCAAUCAU